GAACGCCUCUGUUCGGGUCCUCUAUUCUUAUUGGUACGUAAUAUCCCUGCGACGAGUAUUAAAUCACCAACGGUGGGCCUUAGCUGUGUUUAGCCUAUUUUCUUCUUCUAAAAUCAUAUAUAAUGGCACUGGAGACAGUACCAAAAGAUCUGCGCCAUUUGCGAGCGUGUCAUCUUUGUUCGCUUGUAAAGACCAUCGACCAAUUUGAAUAUGACGGUUGUGACAACUGUGAGUCGUUUCUUCAGAUGAAGGGUAACAGAGAGAUGGUGUAUGAGUGCACAAGCUCGUCGUUUGAUGGCGUCAUCGCCAUGAUGAGUCCUGAAGACAGCUGGGUAGCUAAAUGGCAAAGAAUCGGCAACUUCAAGCCAGGUGUUUAUGCAGUGUCGGUGACGGGAAGAUUACCUCCAGGUGUGGUGAGAGAGCUGAAAAGCAGAGGAGUGAUUUACAAAUCCAGAGACACAGCAGUGAAGACAUAAUCCUGUUUCCUGUUCACGUUAGCUUCCACUAGAGCUGAAGCAUUCUGCCACAUGUUUUCGUGGAUCUUUCAUUUUGGUGCAUAUAUAAUUUUUUAUUUUAUUAUUUUUUGUUAUGAAAAUUAUCACGUCACAAAAUGAGGGGAAAUGGAAGUUUUGGAUUAAGAAUUAAUAAAUGUCAGUUUUAUAAGAAGUGUGAUUUCAUUGUUAAAGUAAAUGGUAGAAUCUGGAUUUUGAUUGUUUUGAAACAUUUAAUUCAAAGUCAGGGGGUUACAUAUGUACACCAGCUUUCUUGAUUAAAAACUCUUUAGCAUUGAAAAACAUAAUAUACAGCAAAUUAAGUUCACUAUAUAUUUAUUCUGUAUUCUGUCAUUUAUUGCAGCUUUUAAUAGAACUGAAAUGUGACAAGUUGCCUAGUGAGCAAUGGUGUGAAUGUCAGCUUUUACAGCAUGUUUCUCAGUUAAAUUCCUUUUUGUGAAAAUGGAAGAAAAAAAAAGAUCAGCAAUCUGUUAAAAGUUCUAGCUUAGCAUCCUUUUGUCUUCAAAAGUCAGGUAGUGAUGACCACCUAGGAUUCAGCUCACAAAGCUGUAGAGGUUUAUUCAGUGUUUGAGAAUAAAAAAGCUACUAAAAAUUGA
Messenger RNA from Nothobranchius furzeri (turquoise killifish), 1108 nucleotides. RefSeq names its product SPT4 homolog, DSIF elongation factor subunit (gene supt4h1). NCBI's taxonomy places the organism in Eukaryota, Metazoa, Chordata, Actinopteri, Cyprinodontiformes, Nothobranchiidae. The record is from RefSeq and is a predicted model, not a curated record. Gene Ontology annotation, biological process: regulation of transcription elongation by RNA polymerase II; transcription elongation-coupled chromatin remodeling. Gene Ontology annotation, molecular function: zinc ion binding; RNA polymerase II complex binding. Gene Ontology annotation, cellular component: nucleus; DSIF complex.